This is a messenger RNA of Symphalangus syndactylus (siamang), 3493 nucleotides long. It is a transcript of the gene SSR1, whose product is annotated as signal sequence receptor subunit 1. NCBI's taxonomy places the organism in Eukaryota, Metazoa, Chordata, Mammalia, Primates, Hylobatidae. Gene Ontology annotation, cellular component: endoplasmic reticulum; endoplasmic reticulum membrane. The record is from RefSeq and is a predicted model, not a curated record.
GGAGUAAAGAACCGGGCGGAAAGUACGGCUAACCGCAAGCUGCCGGCUCGCAACUACGGCGGAAGGCGGACUCUCGCGGGAGCCACAGAGAGGCCAGCAGCCGGCCACGUGACUUCCGGGCGGCCUGCUCUCCCUACCUCUCGGCGCUCAGCAGCCACGUCGGCGGCGGUCUCUGCUCAGGGGAGGGGCGUGGCAAAGGCCCGUGCGUGGUACGUGUCCCGCCCCUCGCCGCCCGGAGCCCGGAUGAAGAGUAGCGCCAUUACCGCCGGAGCCGCCGAGAGCCUUAGCGGACGGAAACUGGACACUGGACCGGCAGCGCCAUGAGACUCCUCCCCCGCUUGCUGCUGCUUCUCUUGCUCGUAUUCCCUGCCACUGUCUUGUUCCGAGGCGGCCCCAGAGGCUCAUUAGCAGUGGCACAAGAUCUUACAGAGGAUGAAGAAACAGUAGAAGAUUCCAUAAUUGAGGAUGAAGAUGAUGAAGCUGAGGUAGAAGAAGAUGAACCCACAGAUUUGGUAGAAGAUAAAGAGGAAGAAGAUGUGUCUGGUGAACCUGAAGCUUCACCGAGUGCAGAUACAACUAUACUGUUUGUAAAAGGAGAAGAUUUUCCAGCAAAUAACAUUGUGAAGUUCCUGGUAGGCUUUACCAACAAGGGUACAGAAGAUUUUAUUGUUGAAUCCUUAGAUGCCUCAUUCCGUUAUCCUCAGGACUACCAGUUUUAUAUCCAGAAUUUCACAGCCCUUCCUCUGAACACUGUAGUGCCACCCCAGAGACAGGCAACUUUUGAGUACUCUUUCAUUCCUGCAGAACCCAUGGGCGGACGACCCUUCGGUUUGGUCAUCAAUCUGAACUACAAAGAUUUGAACGGCAAUGUAUUCCAGGAUGCAGUCUUCAAUCAAACAGUUACAGUUAUUGAAAGAGAGGAUGGGUUAGAUGGAGAAACAAUCUUUAUGUAUAUGUUCCUUGCUGGUCUUGGGCUUCUGGUUAUUGUUGGCCUUCAUCAACUCCUAGAAUCUAGAAAGCGUAAGAGACCCAUACAGAAAGUAGAAAUGGGUACAUCAAGUCAGAAUGAUGUUGACAUGAGUUGGAUUCCUCAGGAAACAUUGAAUCAAAUCAAUAAAGCUUCACCAAGAAGGUUGCCCAGGAAACGGGCACAGAAGAGAUCAGUGGGAUCUGAUGAGUAAAUGUUCCUUUGUGCAACAAUUCGGUCUUUACUUAACCUGCCCUAAUAUUUUUCGGCCUGAUGGGAAUUAGUGCAGAGAAGCCAUGUCACCAUAGAAGGCAACUACUACUUGUGUGUGGACUGAGCAAUCAGAGUCUGUGGCGAUAAUAUUGCUGAAAAUGCACUGCAUUCAUUUUUCUAAAGUAACAAAUUUGGUUUUUUUUUUAAACCAUUAAAAUCUAUGUGUGUGCGUGUGUAUGUAUGUGAGCAGUUGGUCUUACCAGAAUCAUUGUUGAACUACCUGAAACAAGUCUUUAGAAUACUAAGUAUAAUGCUGUUGUCUCUUCCUUUUUGACAUUUUCUGAUUUUUUCCCCCAAAACUCAGUUAAUAUUUACCCACUAUGAUGAUUGAUGUCAUGCCUUGAAAAGUUUUAAAGAAAACAAUUUUUGGAAUAGCUGAAAUUUCAAUUGAUGGCACAAAUUAGCAUUUUGUUGUUGUUGCUGUAUUACAAUUAGUAUUCUAAAGGCAGAAGCAGAAGUAGCUGCUUUUUAGCAAUAGAAUUGUUUCAGUAUUUUGCUGCUGUUUAAUGCGCAUCUUCAGAAAACUUCCCAGUGGGUUCAAGGAAUUUGGGGAUCUCUCUGGCAACAAAUUGUGAAACAUGAAAUUUCUGCUGACUUUAAUAUAUGAAACCUAAUCCUACCCCCUUUUUUAACAAAAAGAAACUAGUACAUUUGUGAAAAUUGUGUUGUGUUGUCCAUUGUUGCUCUAGUUCUGACCUAGAGGUAGCUCCGGAGUGAUUUUAGACCUACUCACUCGGUUGUGUGUAGAUUUUUUUGUUUUGUUUUGAGAGAGAAUUUUUCUCUCCUUAAUAGAAGCAUCCUUUUUAAAGAAAAGUUGCUUUGGUCCACAGACUAAGCAGAAAAUCAAGUCAUCAGGACAGAGAUAUUUCCCAAUUACUCCUAAUCAAUGAAGAAAGUGAGUUGGAUAUUUUUAAAGCAGUUAACUAAUUUUUUCUUACCUAAUCUUUUGGGAGUUUUGCUUGUUGAUAUAACCUUUUUAGUUAAUCUGAAAGAUUCCAAAAAUUGUUCUUAAGUGCAUAAGACUGGAACCAAAAUUAAAUUGUACUUCAUAAAAUCCUCUUAUAGAGUUACUCUUGCCCUAGAUUGUAAAUUAAGUUUGGCAUUAUUGUCAGACUGGAUGGAGGGUGAAGUAAAAUAGUAUGAACAGUUAAGAGGCUCUCCCCCUCUUGUCUUUAAGCCAUAUUCUCCCACAUGUAUUUUAUAAGAAAAUGUUAAGUCAAAUUUUAGUGGCUCUUUAAUUCCUGAACCUCUUCAUUCUCCAUUUCAGUAUAACCUCCCCUGUGCUCAUGCCCACACAGACAAAAAACAAAACGAAAUACACACAGAAAAAAGUCUUUCCAAACUGUUUAAAUAUUUAAACAUCUGAGCCAAAGCAGAUAGAAGUUAUUGUAUAAUUGUUAAUCACUUUGCAAAUAGGGGCUAAGAUAUCAAAUUACCUAUAUUGGCAUUGCUGGAUUAUAAACUCUAUAUCUGUAAUAUAAAGUGUUUGAGUUUUUAAUUGGGCUUUUGUUAUGAUCAGGAGUUGACUUGGAAAAGCUCUAUGAGCUCUAAGUAACUGCAUGGUUUUUUGUUUAAUGUAAUAUAGGAGACCCUUCACAUUCUCAAGGAAUAUAUUCCAAAACAUUUUUGUGAAUAUCUAAGUUUGUGAAACUACUAGGGCAUGAUACAGUAAGGUGUAAUUACAGAAUUUACAAAAUGUAAAUGGCCUCUAGAGAGUUUUAUGGAAUACCUGGUAAUAACUCAGGCAGCUGCAAAACCACACUGAGUUACAGCUGCCAGCCCUCUUCAUUCCUAAAUAACUUGCCUUACAUAUCAGCCCUCCCACUUCUGAAGUUCAAAUUAGUGCCUCGGAAAUGUAGAAUUUAUUAUUUGUCAUGUUUUAUUUUUUUUUUUUUUUUAGCAUAGAUUGAGAACAGUUGAACUCUUAAAUCCUCAGAUGCCAGGGGUCUGCUCUAGCAUCAGUAAGUAUUUAGCAGAAACUAACUCCGUAAUGAAUGGAAUUCAAUUCCACACAUGGUUUGUUCAAGCACACUUAAUAAGUAGCCUAUUUUUUAAAUGUCUUUUUAAAAUGUAAAUAUUUGGAUGAAGUUUUUCUUUGUUUUGAUAUAUUCAUUUGCUACACCAACUAUGUUUUCAGAAUUCAUCUUUUGAACAAGUUGGUUUCAGAAUAUGUAAAAUGACUUUAAGGAUCUUGUGUAUCAAACCUGUCCGCAGAUGUGUGAGAAUAAUGUGUUCAUAAAGCAUGGAUCUCGC